CAGUCGAAUAAAGUUGUGGGCGCGUGCCAUCGAUGUACACACGUUUUGGCAUGGGCGAGCGCCGUAAUAGACGCAGAGCCGGCUAAGAGGUGGCUUUGUUCGUGGUUGCCGAAAGCACGGAAAGAACCCUAACCCAGGCUUCUGCCGAAUUUGGAAUUAUCACACACAAAAAGCUUCUCAGACGCUCUAAACUGCCCAGUAUCUGCACUGACCCGCGUGCACCGAGAGUCAACGUCCAACGUCAACGUUGUCAUUUCCGACACGCUCUUCUCGCCUUUCCUCGACCGCCCAUCUCCAUUCUCGGCACCGCACAGAGCAAACACCGAAGGAGGUAUACACCUGACAUGGACGUACUCAGCAUGAAAACACCACCCCUCACGCCACGCAGGCGCAAGCCACUCGUCACAUAUCAGUCCCCGUCAGCCGACAAAGCCAAUGGGGUGACGAAGCCACUGUCCAAGCUCUCGCACAAUCUCGCCCCCAUCCCCGUCGCCUCGUGCUCGAAAUCCUCAGUUUCUAGCCCCAACAUAAUUGUACGAGCGAGCGGCGUACCUCGCAAGCGGUACCCUAUGGACCCUCCCCUGCCUCUGUACCACCCCAUGGGCCCUCUGGCGAUGUCGCUCCCCUUAUUGCCACCCUCCCAUUUCGGCCACCCCGACCCGGAGCCGGUGAUCACGCCCAUCGACGAGCUCAUCGUCGACGCCAGCCGGCGCUCGUCGGCCCGCUCGCGCCGCCCGGUGGCGAAAAUGCGCGACACGGCCGUCGAUCGGGAGGGCGAGGACGGGAGCGCCUCGCCGGCGCCCUCGCUGCCGAACGUCGGUGCCAUCGCCGCUGCCGCCGCGCUCGAGAUCAAGGAGAAGCCCAGCCCGAGGAAGCGGCGCGGGGCGGCGGCUGCGGCGGGGGCGGGCGUCGUGAAUGGGGUCAACGGGAAGCGCAAGCGCAAGGACGCUGAGGACGAUGCGACGUACCCUGCGAAGCGGACGCGGCCGACGCGCGGUGCCGCUGCGUCGCUUGGGGCUGAUGAGUCGGGCGAUGAUGAGUCGACGGGGCUGUUAGCCGAGUCUGCUAUGACGCGGGAGCCGACCGAGGAAGCCGAGGAGAUCACGCGCCCCGAGCGGAGAUCGACGCGCUCGAGCGUGCGGCGCCGGGACUCGACCGCCAGCGCGAGCGAGGAGACGACUGCGUCGGUGCCCGCUGCGAGCCAGGUUGAUGCCGUCGUCGAGGAGCCCAUGAUGCCCAUCCACGAAUUCGCGAUGAGGAAUGCGAAAGAAGAAGGGGAAGUCAGCGAAGAUGCCACUUGAUGUCUUGCGUGUAGCCGUGUGUAAUAGUCUGUGCCUGUGUCUGUGUCUCUGUAUUCGUUGUACGACUGCUGUAUCAUAGAGCAGAAUUGUUGUGAUUUUUUCUUCAUUGUUCGAGCUCCUCGCUUCGUGUGCAGAAAUGAAAUGCUUGGCCUCGCUUGUCAAAUUGCCACACACGCGAGCUUGACAGGUGCGUAUGCUCUCACACCCUCGCCGGACCGUGUGACAAACCCAGCUCGGGGCUGCUUCGAGCUUCUGGCGUCAUCUUUGCCGCUGGACACCGAGCCGACCAAUGGGAUCGGGCGCUGUAAUCGAUGCAAGCAGGGAGCCGGUCCG
Messenger RNA from Mycena citricolor, 1634 nucleotides. The record is from the annotation of a GenBank genome assembly. NCBI's taxonomy places the organism in Eukaryota, Fungi, Basidiomycota, Agaricomycetes, Agaricales, Mycenaceae.